AUGCUCAGCUCAAGUUCCGGAUCUGAUGCAAAUUCAAGACAGAGCCGUGGUCCUCUUUGCAAUUGUGGUAGAGCGACAAGUAUUGUGACAGCAUGGACAAAUGAGAAUCCGAGUAGAAGAUUCUUCAGAUGUGCUGUACAUGGUUUACUCAAUUGGGUAGAUGAAGAUAAGCCACACGGUUGGCAGAAAGUGAGAUUACUCGAGGCGAGAGAUGAGAUCAAGGCACUAAAAGAAUCUUUAAAGAUCAUGAAUGAACAAAUUAGGAUAGGUUCCACCACAUUCUCCACUGACCUAGUAAAGAAACAUGAGGAAGAGAAGAUGAAGCUUGAAAUUGAAGUGAUGAGAGCUAAUGAGGAGAACAAGAAGCUUGGAAAUGAAGUUAUGAGAGCUAAUGAGAGGGAAAAAUUGCUUCGGCAGUUUGUGGUGAUGUCUUGGGGAGGUUUCAUUGUUGUUAUUGCAAUGAUACUUGUAAUGGGAAAGAAGUAG
Molecule: messenger RNA, 486 nt
Organism: Capsella rubella
Lineage: Eukaryota; Viridiplantae; Streptophyta; Magnoliopsida; Brassicales; Brassicaceae
Exons: 1
Coding region: 1-486 (161 amino acids)
Source: RefSeq, a predicted model, not a curated record